Messenger RNA from Scheffersomyces amazonensis, 2158 nucleotides. RefSeq lists its product as uncharacterized. NCBI's taxonomy places the organism in Eukaryota, Fungi, Ascomycota, Pichiomycetes, Serinales, Debaryomycetaceae. The coding region runs from base 118 to 1665 and encodes 515 amino acids. The record is from RefSeq and is a predicted model, not a curated record. The transcript has a single exon.
GGUUGGCAAUUUGCAGCAGUAGUGUGCGCCUGCCUAAGCGAAAAAUAUAUUUCAAUAUCAGACACAGAUAAUUUGGGGCCAUUGACAUGAUCUGAUUAAUCGUAUAUAGUGUAGAUUAUGGUAGUAGGAAGAAAAGAACCAGUAGAUAAUGAGAUUGCCCUUAAUGGGAAUGUAAUUGCAAUUCCAUUUAGUAUAGUUAAUGAAAAGGAUGGAAGUUUAAUUAAGAAAACAACUUUGUAUGUUCAUAUUAAGAAAUAUGAAUUAAUUAAGAGUGAAACUCCUAAAUUUAGUAAUAUUACAUUAAUUGGAGUUUAUGAAGAUGGAAGUUUUCAAGCCCAUAUAACCGAUAGUUCAUUGAAGAGUAUAUUUACUGAAAGAAAGAGUGAUCUUAAUGAACAGAUUAAAGUAAUUAAUGAUUUAUUCCCUAUAGAUGGGGAAUUGAAUUAUGAUGAUCAAGAUGAAAAUAAUAAUUUAAAUUUGGAAGUUAGACUUAUAACAUCUGGUAAUUAUUAUGAUUCUGAAACAAAGGAUUUGAUAGAAGAAGAGAAUGAUCCAAAUCAACUGCCUAUUACUAUAAGUAUACGUACCAAUUCAAAAAUACCUGUUUUAAUUGGCUCUAUAAAUUUAGAACCAGUGAGCUUUGACGAAGAUGAUUUAAAAGAUGAAGGUAUAUUAUUUAACUGGUUAGACUUGGUUUUGCGCCAGAAUAUGAAUGCCAAGACUCAAUUGAAGGAAAUGGCCAAUGAACUUGAGAAAUUGAAGGAUGAUAAUUAUAAAUUACGCAAUGAUUACGAUUUCGCUAAGCGAGAGCAGAAAGACAUAGUAACGGAUUUGGAAACAAAGUUCUAUCAAGUACUAAAUGCCAAAAAGGAUAGGAUUUGGGAACUCCUAAAAGAUCGAAAGGGAAAUAUUUCAAAUGAAUCAUUACCAGGACUAAAUGCAAAGUUUGUGUCGGAUGCUAAUAAAUUGAAAGCUAUUGAUAGGAGCAAAAUAGCCGAUAAAAUUGAUGAUAAAUAUUUAAGUCCUACAAAGAGAAAGAAAAGUAAACCUGAUAUUGAGACUUCACCAGUAAAGCGUAGAGCUGGUAGAAAGCCAACUAGUAAAAGGGCCAAAGGAAGAAAGUCAAAUAUUAGUGAAAGUGACGAAGAAGAAGAGUAUGAGGAUGAAAGGCUGGAACAUGAAGACAAACUGGAAGAUGAUUUACCUCCCAGUAAACGAUUACGACAGUCAUCUACUUCAUCAGUCAAAGUAAAAGAAGAGCCUAACUCAUUAGAGCUCAGAGAUGAUGACACUUAUAUAGAAGAUGAUCUGGCAAGUCGGGCCGAGAAAAGUGCCUCCAGUUUAGGUCUUGAAGAUAGACAAAUUGUAGAUAAUGCUGUGGAAACGGAAGGAGACGAUGAUGAAGAUGUAGAGAAGCAACAAGAGGAAGAUGAACAAGAAUCUUCUUACAAUGGUAGUGGAGAGGAAGAAACUGGAGAUCCAGGACCAGAUGAGAAUAAUAAUGAAAUAAUUGAAGAUAGUUUAGGAGGUAAUGAUAAUACCGACUAUGGAUCAUCGGAUGAGGAAGAAGUUGGAGGUGAUCAAAAGAAAGAAGCUAGUUCUAUGGCCAUUCAACCACCUGUUAGUCAGAAUGAAGUAGAGACCGACUAUAGUUCCGGGGAUUAAGUAUCACAAAAUAUAGGAACAAUGGGAGGGAUGAAGGAAUGGAUCUUGACAUUGCGAUCAAUUAUAAAUAGGAUGAAUAAUUGUAGAGUAGGUGAAUAUAUAAGAAUUGUAACCGAUUGCAAUAAGACCCGGUAAAACUAUAUAGUACACUACAAUAAACUACAAUUAUCACACUCACUAUUAAACAAUUGAUUAAUAUUAUAAUUACAAUAAUGACAUCAUUCGCUGUCUGAUGAAUCUCACUCACUCACUCACUCACUAACUGUCACUAACUCUCACGAACUCACUCGCUCACUCUCACUAAUUCUCACUCUCACUAACUCUCACUCACACUACUCCAACUGACCCUACCCAGCCUCAGGGUGCGUAUUCAUUGUAGGCCCCUUCCUGAAAACCCACAAAAUGCCCGCAAAUUUUUUUCUUUCCUUUCUAUAAAUAAUGCGCCGCCAGAAACCAACAGAACCUGAAGGAAAGAAGGAAAGAAAGGAAGAAA